This is a messenger RNA of Colletotrichum higginsianum IMI 349063, 771 nucleotides long. RefSeq names its product Galactoside O-acetyltransferase. The transcript has 3 exons. Gene Ontology annotation, molecular function: acetyltransferase activity. Bases 1 to 771 code for a protein of 256 amino acids. The record is from RefSeq and is a predicted model, not a curated record. Lineage: Eukaryota; Fungi; Ascomycota; Sordariomycetes; Glomerellales; Glomerellaceae.
AUGCGAUAUUCACAUACACACGACGCGCAGACUCAGCCCAGACGCGCACCCAUGCAGCAGCUGGUCAUGGACAUCCGCUCCAUCGACAGGGAGGAGAACCGUCGGCGCAUGAGGAGCGGCGAGCUCUACUGGGCCUUCACCCCGGAUCUCAUCGCCGACCGGAAGCGGUGCAAGACGGCCUGCGACAAGCUCAACAACGCUGGCGACAUGAGCCGCCGCACCCUCAUCGGACUGUGGAAAGACAUCAACGGAGACACGAUCCCUCUUCCUCCACCGCGUAUCCGCCGGGAUGAGGACGAUGCCCUCCUCGAGGAAUACCCAUGGAUCGAUACCCCCAUAAAGAUGGACUACGGCUACAACGUAAAACUCGGCGACAACGUGUACGUCAACUCCAACAGCACGUGGGUAGACACCUGCCUCAUCACCGUGGGCUCGCGCACUCUCAUCGGCCCCAACUGCUCCUUCUACAGCGGUGAGCACCCGCUGGACCCCACCCUGCGCAACGGCACCCGUGGCCCAGAAAGCGGGAAGCCCAUCACCAUCGGCGAGGACUGUUGGUUCGGCGGCAACGUCAUCGUGCUGCCGGGCGUCACCAUCGGCCGCGGCGUCACCGUCGGCGCAGGGAGCGUAGUGACCAAGGACGUGCCGGACUACGUGUGCGUCGUCGGCAACCCGGCGCGGAUAAUCAAAAAGAUUGUGCCGUCGCAGCCAUCGGUCACGGGGUCGGCGCCGUCGUUAUCGACCAAUAUCAAUUAUAGCUCUACGAUGUAG